AUGAACGUCUUACAGGUGAAGCCUGUGGGAGGGGCGACUAAGGUUGAGGGAAAUGAUAGCGGAGUAGCGGUUAAUCAAUCAGGUGGUCAUAGAUCUCAUAAACACAAGAGGUCGUUUGCUAUAUCCGGGGACUUUGAUUUUUUGAAUCAUUCAAUAUCGACGAUGGGUGCCUCUGUGGUUUCAGAUCCAGUUCCAGAUAUCCAUCCAGCGUUACUGGUUUCAACUAGUCGGGCGAUGGGCUCAGCGUCACCUUCGUAUUCUAUUUUACAACGGACUAGAGGGUCUGAGGCUAAGUCAGCUAGGCCACGGUUCUUUAUUUCUCAGGAAUCAAAGUUUACAUCUGCUCAUGAUGAUGUUCCCGAUGCUAUAAUCAAUUUAGAUGAUGCACUUGGUACGUGCCAGCCUGUUUAUGUUUCGCACAGGCGCACGGAAUCUGCGCCUGCGGAGAUUCCACUACCUGGGCGCCUGUUGGUGUCCUCGGGAUCACCGAGGAUUGAUGAAGAAGACUCCUGUGACGAGAAGACAGAAAGUUUAGAAGUGCAGAAAUCGGAGAAUAGUGGUGGCGUUUUGGUAGCCCAAUGUAAAAAUAGUUUUGAAAAAUGCAAUACUGAUUAUAAAAAUGGUAAUAAUAAUAAUAAUAAUAAUAAUAAUAAUAAUAAUAAUAAUAAUAAUAAUAAUAAUAAUAAUAAUAAUAAUAAUAAUAAUAAUAAUAAUAAUAAUAAUAAUAAUAAUAAUAAUAAUAAUAAUAAUAAUAAUAAUAAUAAUAAUAAUAAUAAUAAUAAUAACUUGAGUGAGAUUUUAAAUUCUGCGGAUGCUCAUCAAGUACCACCAUUGAAGUCAGGCAAUUCAGCCACUCUUAAGCAGUCUGCGAACUUAACAUAUAAGAUCGCUUCGGAUCGUUAUAACACAGGAAGAUUGAAGAUGAAUAAGCAGAAACAGAGGUAUUUUAAUCACACUAGGCAAUGCACAUCCCAUAAAGUAUCGUUUUUGCCUUCGCCUUCUGUUGGGUCUGUUGGAUUGGCAAAAGGUGUACCUAAGAUGGGUUCUAAAGCCGUCGCCAUGACGAGACCAGAAAACAUUCCCCAAGAUGCCAUUUUAAAGCCAUGA
This is a messenger RNA of Eremothecium cymbalariae DBVPG#7215, 1107 nucleotides long. It is a transcript of the gene HLR1, whose product is annotated as Hlr1p. Bases 1 to 1107 code for a protein of 368 amino acids. NCBI's taxonomy places the organism in Eukaryota, Fungi, Ascomycota, Saccharomycetes, Saccharomycetales, Saccharomycetaceae. The record is from RefSeq and is a predicted model, not a curated record. The transcript has a single exon.